Molecule: messenger RNA, 1956 nt
Organism: Aedes aegypti (yellow fever mosquito)
Lineage: Eukaryota; Metazoa; Arthropoda; Insecta; Diptera; Culicidae
Product: kelch domain-containing protein 3
Exons: 5
Coding region: 548-1678 (376 amino acids)
Cellular component (GO): cytoplasm
Molecular function (GO): chromatin binding; protein binding
Source: RefSeq, a predicted model, not a curated record
CUUUUCUGUCCACACAAUCUCAAAACAAUCAAAAGAUUUUCGAUUAGGUAGUAGGGAGAAAUCGAACUUGUGUGGCAACAAAGUCCCUAAUAUUUGAUUUAAGAUAAUUAAGUUGCUUUCAUGGCCGAAUGUUCGCUCUGCGGCCGAACGGGAGAUAAGUGCGUGCUCUUAAAUCCAAGGUUAGCGCACGAGAAGUGAUCAUUCAGUGGGUGGAAACUCGGAACUUGGUGUCUUCAGUUUUGGGUGGUGGCAUUUGUUUACAGUGUGGCGAAGAUUUUACGUCUUGUGAAUUUCCCUUACGCAGGGGGGAUUGAUUUCGUAUUUUGUACCUGUGGAAGCAGCAAAACAAGUGCUAAACAGUGAAUUUGCGAUAACAAAUCGAAGGUGCUUCUCUUAUCAGCAAUCAACCUGUGCGGGCCAUGAAAGUGUGAGUGAGUGUGUGUGCCAUAUAGGUGUUUAUCAUGGAUUUCUAAAAUAUUGCGACGAUAGCAAGAGUUUGCUAAAAAAACUUUUUCGGUGGGAUAAGUACCUACCUAAGUAGGAAAUUAUGCGCUGGAUUGCCAAUCUGGACGGCGGUCCGAGGCGAGUGAACCAUGCCUCGGUGGCAGUGGGAGACUACAUCUACUCGUUCGGUGGCUAUUGCACUGGGGAGGAUUACCGAUCGACCUGCGCCAUCGAUGUCCACAUCCUGAACACAAACAACAUGCGGUGGUCCUUGGCUCCGACCAUGAAGGACGAGUACGGAGUCAUGUGCAAGUACCCGGACGUCCCAUUCCAGAGAUAUGGCCACACGGCCAUAGCAUACGAGCACAAAGUCUACAUCUGGGGAGGACGCAAUGACGAAAUAGUUUGUGAUAUACUGUUCUGCUUCGACACGAAGACCCUGAAGUGGAGUAAACCGUUGGCCACCGGUAAGGUUCCGGGGGCGAGAGAUGGUCACUCGGCGUGCCUCUACGGCAAUCGAAUGUACAUCUUCGGGGGCUUCGAGGAAAUGAUUGACAAAUUCUCCUGCGAUGUGCACUAUCUGGAUCUGGAGACGAUGCAUUGGACCUUCGUGGACACUCGUGGCGAUCCGCCUUCCUACAGGGACUUUCAUUCCGCCACCAUCGUGAACCACAAAAUGUUCGUGUUCGGAGGGCGCGGAGAUUCCUGGGGACCGUACCAUUCGCAGGAAGAGAUUUACUGCCCGAAGAUAGUCUGCCUGGACCUGAGAACGAAUCGGUGGGAAAUGCCCAAUACCACAGGCGAGGAACCCCUCGGGAGAAGAAGCCAUUCUGCAUUUGUAUUUAAAAACAAAAUCUACAUCUUUGGUGGCUACAAUGGCAAUCUGGACAUACAUUUCAACGAUCUCUACUGUUUCGACCCGGCGAUAUACGUGUGGAAGCUGGCACACCCCCGAGGACAGUCGCCGAGGGCACGGCGGCGGCAGUCCUGUCUGGUUAUAGGCCAGAGGAUGUACCUCUUUGGAGGCACAUGCCCAUCACACCAUUCGGACCCCGCUACGUACGACUACAGCGACACUCACGUCCUCGAUUUCAACCCGACGUUACGUACUCUUGCGAUGCUCAAAGUACAGGAACACAAACUGGACAGCACGUGCUUACCGAGAACUAUCAGGAUCGAGAUGCGCAAUAUGACCACCCCGAACAAGAUAAGUCGUUCGCUGGUGACCGGUUGAAGAAAAAAACGCAAUGACAUUCUAAAGCAAGAGAAUACCCCAUACAGUUCGGUGUGCUGGAAGUUAGAGUAAUGAUUUAUGGUCAUGCGCUUAGUAGUUUUAUUUCAGUGAAACUUGGUGGUACCAAUGAGUUAAUACGUAAUCGAGUUUUAUCCGUUGCUGAAUUAGGUGUACGGCUGCAAUAUUCCGGACCAGGAAUAAAACGAAACAUCGCGACGAUAUAUGUGUUUUUUUAUUAAUUUAUAGCUAACUUUACGAUCAUCAACAGAUAUGAUUGA